Messenger RNA from Umbelopsis ramanniana AG, 403 nucleotides. RefSeq lists its product as uncharacterized. NCBI's taxonomy places the organism in Eukaryota, Fungi, Mucoromycota, Umbelopsidomycetes, Umbelopsidales, Umbelopsidaceae. The record is from RefSeq and is a predicted model, not a curated record. The coding region runs from base 98 to 361 and encodes 87 amino acids. The transcript is spliced from 2 exons.
AGCCCGGUGCACCUCUUUUCCUUUCAUUCUAAUCAUUUAACCGCACUUCAACUCCUCCACUCCUUUUCCAUUCAUACAUACGUCUUCCUCCCCACCAAUGGGUCUCAUCGAUAAACUCAAAGCUCACAUAGAAGUCUGGAAGAUUGAAAAAUACACGAAGCGUAGAGACGUCAAUACCCCUGACUUUGAGCGCAAAGAUGCCGAGUAUUAUCGAGACCACUAUCAGAAUGGUGUUUAUCUUCAACAAGGUCCCGACGCCAAUAGUCGCUCUAACUCUACCAUAGGCAGACGCUCUACUCUUAUUCGCAAGAAAAGCGAGAGAAUCGUCCGAUGCUCCGAAGUGUACAAUACCACACAAUAAAACAUAUUCCCUCUUCUUUAUUUUUCAUUUAUUACACAUAUG